AAGUAUGGUAACUGCUGAUGCUAGAGAAAUGUAAUCAUUCUUCCCCAAAAUAUAAGUUUAGAUUCUCCACUGUGCCAAUCUUCUACAGUAUGCAUAGAACGUUAUAAAGAACAUGCACUUUGGAGGUAGACAGAGCUGAGUUCAAAUCUCAGCUUCAUCUUUUUAAACUGUACAGCCUUGGAUCUGUUACUGAGUUCUGUUGAACCUGUUUCCUCAUGUAUGGAAUGAUGAUGACAAUGCCUACCUCUACUGUUCAUUGAUGACAUUCAAUAAGUUAAGGAAUACAAAGAAUAAUACGGUGCCAGGUGCACAGUAGAUGCUCAGUACACAUUAGCUCUUAGUACCAUCAGACCUUGUUUGAUAAUGUAUGAAACAGGGUUUCUCUUACUUAAAGGUAAUUGCCCAGAAACAUCCUAGGGUCUUUUCUUAUGUCUUCAAAUGAUCUUAUUUUGAGUUCUGUCUUUCAAAAAUGUAUUUGGUUACUCCCUGUUCUCCAUAUUAAAUUAAUACUACUUGGAUUAUGACUAGCUAACAUUCAUAAUAAAGGCAUAGUUUAUAAGACAACUAUUUUCUCUUAAAUUUAUGUAUGUGUAGACAGCUGUUUAGUUUUAUGAGCUCAAGGUCAAUUUUUAAAAAUAAUAAAAGUCAAUUGCUGAGCAGUUUCUCUAUUGUCAAUUGUUGUCAUCCAGUUGUCUUAAUUUCCUAAAAAAACAAAAACAAAAGAGGUCAAACACCUUCAACUAACACCUUCAACUAACAGGUGGUCAUUCACCUGGGUAAGUAGGCAUCCCAAAUCAAUUUUAUGUACCUGAGAUUGUUAUUGACCUCCACCUUUUCUAAUUGCAUCAAACAAAUAAGUGGACAACAAGAUGAAGAAAUGCUUAAAUAAUCAAAAUGUAAAGAUGGGACAGAGGUUUUGAAAUGGAAAGCCCUGGCCCCAGGCUUGAUAUCUUCAUUUACCACAUAUGGCUUAGAGAGUUUGGGUAAUUACUGCCUCUCUGAGCCUUGAGCUUCUUGCUUAUAAAACGAGAGCAAUAACUCCUGUGCCUGUUUCUCAGGCCGUUGUAAACUUAAGAUGAGACAUUAAGGUGAUUUGUGAACCGUCCUAAGCUACAUUCAUAAAGGACAGAAACUUUCACUGAAAUUGAGGGAGGUUCCACAGGCUCAGCCAUGACAAUACUGAAUGGGACAGUGAGAAGAGCAACAGUACGGACAGGACAACCUUUCAGGCCCUGCAGGGAGAGUUUGGAGACCUGCAGCAAAAGAGCUCUGUCAGGCGUAUAAGUGCAGGCUAAGAGGAGACUCUAAGGAUUAUUGUGGGAAUCACAGGCAAAAGGAAAACCCAGUGCUUAACCUGUUAAACAGGAUGCUCUCACAACGUGUUCCAACAAGAAAUGAGGAGCAGGAAGCCUGGGGAGAGACAAGGUUCCUGAUUCUGAGAAGAAAGAUGACAAUCACCCCACUGCAUAUCCCUGAUGUCCUAAUUACUAUUUCCUGGUCUGAAGUUCCAGGAAAUGGGCAAAGAAACUCCACCCCAUGCAAAUAUUGUACUUCACAUCCUCUUACUUGGGUCCAGAGCUUCUGAAUGGGAUAAGGGAAGCAGAGAGACUCCAGGCAGAAAUGAUUCCUGCUAGGGUAAUGUUAAAGAUAUUUGAAAGGUCUUUGAUGGGAUCAUUCUUCUCACUCUGUGAUGAAUGGACUCAAGAAAUUAUCAGGAGAUAAUGGAGCUUUCUAUUUUCUGGCCUGAGGUGAGAUGCAUAAAAGUGCAGAAAAUAAGAUAUGUUUGGAACAACUUAGAAGGACAGUUCCAGAAAAUUGGUUGUUUGGAAGACUGGCUCAGUUCUGCCAAGAUACAUCUAAAAUUUGGAUCAGGUCUAACAAAAGAAGAACAAGAGAUUAGGAGGUUAAUAUGUGGGCCUAAUACUAUUGAUGUUGAAAUCACACCAAUUUGGAAACUACUCAUCAAGGAGGUUUUAAAUCCAUUUUACAUAUUUCAACUCUUCAGUGUCUGUUUGUGGUUUAGUGAAGACUAUAAGGAAUAUGCUUUUGCCAUCAUAAUUAUGUCCAUCAUGUCCAUAGCUUUGACGGUCUAUGAUCUCAGAGAGCAAUCUGUAAAACUUCACCGCCUAGUUGAAUCACAUAAUAGUAUUACAGUCUCUGUAUGUCGGAGAAAAGCUGGAGUCCAAGAGCUGGAAUCACGCUUCCUGGUACCUGGAGAUCUAUUAGUUUUGACGGGGAACAAAGUGCAAAUGCCAUGCGAUGCCAUCCUGAUUGACGGCAACUGUGUGGUAGACGAAGGCAUGCUGACAGGAGAAAGUAUUCCAGUGACUAAAACUCCACUACCCAAGACAGAGAGCUCUGAGCCCUGGAAAACGCAGAGUGAAGCAGACUAUAAACGACAUGUCCUCUUCUGUGGCACAGAAAUUAUCCAAGCCAAGGGAGCCUGUUCUGGGACCGUGAAAGCGGUGGUGCUGCAGACUGGAUUCAACACUGCAAAAGGUGACCUCGUGAGAUCCAUUCUCUACCCGAAGCCAAUGAACUUUAAGCUCUACAGGGAUGCCAUCAUGUUCCUCCUGUGCCUUGUGGGGACAGCAACCAUCGGGAUGAUCUAUACUUUGUGUGUCUAUGUGCUCAGCGGGGAGCCUCCAGAGGAGGUGGUGAAGAAAGCCCUUGAUGUCAUCACAAUUGCAGUGCCUCCUGCUCUGCCUGCUGCCCUGACCACGGGCAUUAUCUAUGCCCAGAGGAGGCUGAAGAAGAGAGGCAUCUUUUGCAUCAGCCCACAGAGGAUCAAUGUAUGUGGACAAAUAAACCUCGUCUGCUUUGAUAAGACAGGCACCUUAACAAGGGAUGGUUUGGAUCUCUGGGGAGUUGUGCCCUGCGAUAGGAGUGGCUUCCAGGAAAUACACAGCUUUGCCUCGGGCAGGUCUUUGCCAUGGGGCCCGCUGUGUGCCGCCAUGGCCAGCUGCCACUCUCUGAUCCUUCAAGAUGGGACCAUCCAAGGAGAUCCUCUGGAUCUCAAGAUGUUUGAAGCCACCACCUGGGAGAUGGCUAUUUCUGGGGACGAUUUCCACAUCACAGGAGUGCCAGCACAUGCCAUGGUAGUUAAGCCCUGCAAAACAGCCAGCCAGGUCCCAGUGGAAGGAAUUGCAAUCCUGCAUCAGUUCCCAUUCUCAUCAGCACUGCAGAGGAUGACAGUCAUUGCCCAAGAGAUGGGGGGUGACAGGCUGGCAUUCAUGAAAGGUGCACCAGAAAGGGUGGCCAGCUUUUGCCAACCUGAGACAGUACCAACUAGUUUUGUUAGCGAACUUCAGAGUUAUACAACACAGGGCUUCCGGGUGAUAGCACUGGCCUACAAGAAGCUAGAAAUGGAUCAUCACAGCACUGCCCUGACAAGGGACAAAGUAGAAUCAGACCUGAUAUUUCUGGGAUUGCUGAUCUUGGAGAAUCAGCUGAAGGACGAGACAAAACCUGUUCUGGAAGAACUCAUCUCAGCCCGGAUAAGGACUGUAAUGGUCACAGGUGACAAUCUUCAGACUGCAAUAACAGUGGCCAGGAAGUCUGGAAUGGUUUCUGAAAACCAAAAAGUCAUUCUCAUUGAAGCAAAUGAAACCAUUGGGUCCUCCUCAGCAUCUAUAAGUUGGAAAUUAGUAGAGGAGAAGAAACAGAUUUCAUAUCGCAAUCAGGAUAAUUACAUUAAUAUCAGGGAAGAUAUCUCUGAUAAUGACAGAGAAGGAGGUUACCAUUUUGCCUUAAGUGGAAAAUCUUUUCAGGUUAUAAGUCAACAUUUCAGCAGCCUACUACCAAAGAUACUGAUCAAUGGGACCAUCUUUGCAAGAAUGUCUCCUGGGCAGAAAUCCAGUCUGGUGGAAGAAUUUCAGAAACUGGAUUACUUUGUAGGUAUGUGCGGUGAUGGGGCCAAUGACUGUGGGGCUUUGAAAAUGGCUCACGUGGGCAUCUCUUUAUCAGAGCAGGAGGCAUCUGUGGCCUCCCCUUUCACUUCGAAAACUCCAAACAUUGAGUGCGUACCUCACCUUAUCAAGGAAGGACGUGCAGCUCUAGUGACCUCAUUUUGCAUGUUUAAGUACAUGGCUCUGUACAGCAUGAUUCAGUAUGUUGGUGUUCUGCUGCUCUACUGGGAGACAAACAGUCUUUCAAAUUACCAGUUUCUGUUCCAGGAUCUGGCCAUCACAACUCUUAUUGGCAUAACAAUGAAUUUGAAUGGUGCCUACCCCAAGCUGGUGCCUUUCAGGCCUGCAGGAAGGCUGAUCUCCCCACCUCUGCUGCUCUCUGUGAUUUUCAACAUUCUUCUCAGCCUGGCUAUGCACAUUGUGGGCUUCAUUCUGGUUCAGAGGCAGCCUUGGUAUUCCAUGGAGAUGCACAGUGUCUGCACACUACAAAAUGAAAACAUCUCAAAGUUAAUUAUUUCUCCAACUGCUCCAGAAAAAAUUGGAAGUAAUGGUGUCUUCGCAAGCUUUGAGAACACUACCAUAUGGUUCUUAGGAACAAUCAACUGUAUCAUUGUGGCUCUUAUUUUCUCUAAAGGAAAACCGUUUAGGCAGCCCAUCUACACAAACUAUAUAUUUGUCCUUGUGCUGGUCCUACAGCUGAGUGUGUGUCUGUUCAUUCUAUUUGCUGAUAUUCCAGAAUUAUAUAGGCGUUUGGAUCUGCUCUGCACUCCUGUUCUGUGGAGGGUCUACAUCAUCAUUAUGCUCAGUUCCAAUUUCAUUGUGUCCCUUGUUGUGGAGGAGGCCAUCAUUGAAAAUCGAGCCCUGUGGAUGACAUUCAAAAGGUGUUUUGGCUAUCAAUCAAAAAGUCAGUAUCGGAUAUGGCAGAGAGCCUUGGCAAAUGACCCUAGUUGGCCACUAUUAAACAAAACAUCUUACUCUGACAUGCCAGGGUGUGGAAGAGGAGUGUCUUAUAGCAAUCCAGUGUUUGAGAGUAAUGAAGAACAACUCUGAAACCAGUGCAAUAUACAAGUUAACAAAACAUGGAAACAACAACAGAGAGCAGUUUCAGUGAUUUUCAAGCAAUGAGACUCUUCUAAAAUCAGCUGGAGUUUCUGGAAUCAAAAACCUACCCAAUCAUGGUGACAAAUUAAAAACUUGAUAAAAUACUUUCUACAGAACAAAACACUGCCCCAGAAGAGUGCUUUCCUCUUAGCUUCUGAAAAUAUUGACGGUGUUAGUGAAUCAAGAAUGGGGCCAAGGACGGCAAUUGACCAAGAGAUUGGGAAGCUAAUGGACAAAGAGAAUAUAUAAUCUUUCUUCUUAGAUAACAUAUUUUUUAAAUGAGUUGAGAGAAAGUAGUACUAUGUGUAGUCAUAGAAUUGUAACAUGCAAAAGAUCCCUUUUGAAUUUGUGUUUUGUUGGAGGAAAAACAAAUGCAUAGGAGACAUCACACCAAUCUUCACUGUCCAGUUUCCUUUCUUUUAUGGUACUUUCAUAGUUGAGACAAUUCCCUCUGCCUCUGGCCUUCCCUUACAUAUUACUAAGGAUGGGCUAAGCUGAUGUUGCAAUAACAACUCCCUUGUCUCAGUGGCUUGACACACAAGAACUUCUUUUAUGGUUCUGGUGACUCUAGACUAGCUUUCUUCACAGUGCUGACUACCUCAGUCUGUUGGCCCCACUGACUGAAAACAAGGACUCCACGUUCACUGUGAUGGGGAAGGAAGAGUCUGGAGAUCACACAGGGAUUUCCACUGCCUCACCCCAAAAGUGGAUGUAUUUCUUCCACUACUUGAAUCUCAUUCAUUAGGGAUUUGGCAAAGAAGUUGCGAAGUACAGCCACUUGUGUUUAGGGCUGGUUUCAUGGGUGUAUAAGCUGUGCAGUCAUCUAGAUCCCCCUGCUUAGAAGGGCCCCACUGUUAUUUUAAUGCUUUACUGUUGCCACCUUGAAAUUCUUAAUUUUGAAAUACCCACAUUUUCAUUUUAUAUUCAGCCCCACAAAUUAUGUAGUUGGCCCAGCUUGUAUUCCUAGGAAUGAAAGGAAAGUAGCACGUAUCAAAGAGCACAGGCACUGUCCUCUAAGGUCUACAUCUCCUGCACCUGUGAACAUUUCCUGUUUUAGGAACUCCACAUCUCACAUAUCCAACUUCAGGUAUUUCCACUCCUCUGCUCUAUUAUUUUUGAGAAAAGUUAGUCUUGUGCUACAACAUUAUAUGUUAUCAUUAACAUAAGUCCUUACACAAUCUACACAUUCCUUAAGUCUGAGGCUUAAGUCUAUUUUCCGAAAAUAAAAAUGGCCCUUAUUUUUAUCACUAUUACAAUUUCUUUUUUUUUUUUAAUUCAUUUAGCACAGAAAACAUUGAGAUUUCUGUUAGUUCAGCAGACAACUCUGUGUUUUAGGACAAUUUCCACAAAUAGUAUUUUAAAGCAAGAGCAAAAUGUUCAUUACAAACAUCAAAUCCUAAGUGAAUAUUCUAGGCCUGGAUAGGUCCCAGGCUGGCUUUGUUACUUACUGGUAGCAUAUACAAGCAUACCCUUCCCUGGCUGAAUUCUUGGGGAUGGUUGGAGGCUCUGUGGCUAUAGAUAAUUCUGGGAACAUGGUUUCUAUCAGCCAUGAAAGUACCUUGUUUCUUCUGGUUUUAAAAUAGGGUGUGAAGAAUCAUUUAAAUAGGUUGUAGAAUCAUUGUCUUCGAAAGAAAUGUUUUCUUUUAUAAAGUUAGCCUCAGCAGUGAUAUGGUAGUUCUGAAUGUCUUUUUCUAAGACUCAUAGUUUACUCAUUUUUAAGAGUGGAGGAUUGUGGACAGAACAAGCUGGAGAUGCUCUACAACCUGGUGAUGGACAAGAGCAGCAUGUGCAUUCACACCUUGAAGAACCCCUUACCAGGUGCUCUUUCCUCCAUUAGCUCAUUCGAAUUGCAUGAUUCUCUACAGACUUAGGCAAGGAAGGACUUACUGUCUACUUUUACAGGUGAGAAAACUGAGAUUCAGAGUAAGGCAAGCCGACCCAGGCCUUAGACAUAGAUCUUCAGAGCAAACCUUCUGUGGUUUCUAAAUAUCUCCUAAUUAAAAAUCUCCAGCAGGGCAGGGUGUUUGAGGUGAUCUCACAGUCAAACAAAGACUGAGUUUCUUAAUUGCCAGGUGGAAGGAGGAACCUUUUGCUAAUACCAGGGCCUAAUGUUCAAACGAAUACCAGGAAUCCUACCAGGCUUGGGUUAGAGGUAUGUUCAAUACAAAAUAAAACAAAAACCUAUGAGUGUUCGUCUGAGACUCUGAGUUGCUCUUAACUUGGUCCUAAGUCAUUCAGUCACUGAGGACUGAAUCUAUAAUCUUUGUCAAAAGGAACUUAUUCUGAAGACUACUUGAAAUUAACUAUAUCUUAGAAGUAGUGAGAAAAUGCUUAACUUGGAAAAGCAGGGCUGGUAGGGGUAUUGUCUAGGAAUGUAAGAGUUGUUUUCAAAUACUUGAAGGGUUUUCGUAGGAGAGAAGCCUCCCACCUGUGCCAGGUGGCAUUAUCAGUGGGUAAAGGGCAUGGUGGGAAAGGCUUCAGGCUGAUACAAAGACCCUGUCCCAACAGCACAAAAGGAAGUGGAAUCUGGUGACCUCAUGGAGUGUGUGCUCCAUGACAUUGGAGGUGCAAUUGGUUUCAAAGACCAAUUAGAGAUAAAAGUCAAG
Molecule: messenger RNA, 7615 nt
Organism: Mustela erminea (ermine)
Lineage: Eukaryota; Metazoa; Chordata; Mammalia; Carnivora; Mustelidae
Gene: ATP13A4
Product: ATPase 13A4
Exons: 28
Coding region: 1695-4958 (1087 amino acids)
Biological process (GO): intracellular calcium ion homeostasis; polyamine transmembrane transport
Cellular component (GO): late endosome membrane
Molecular function (GO): polyamine transmembrane transporter activity; ATPase-coupled monoatomic cation transmembrane transporter activity; ATP hydrolysis activity
Source: RefSeq, a predicted model, not a curated record